AUGUCAUCAGACUCUGAGAUGGCCAUCUUUGGGGCGGCAGCUCCUUACCUCCGAAAGUCAGAAAAGGAGAGAAUCGAAGCCCAGAACAAGCCUUUCGAUGCCAAGACAUCAGUCUUUGUGGUGCAUCCCAAGGAAUCCUUUGUGAAAGGGACAAUCCAGAGCAAGGAGUCAGGAAAGGUCACCGUCAAGACUGAAGGUGGAGAGACCCUGACAGUGAAGGAAGAUCAAAUCUUCUCCAUGAACCCUCCCAAGUACGACAAAAUCGAGGACAUGGCCAUGAUGACCCACCUCCACGAACCCGCUGUGCUGUACAACCUCAAAGAGCGUUAUGCAGCCUGGAUGAUCUACACCUACUCAGGUCUCUUCUGCGUCACUGUCAACCCCUACAAGUGGCUGCCGGGGUACAACCCGGAGGUGGUGUUGGCCUACCGAGGCAAGAAGCGCCAGGAGGCCCCUCCACACAUCUUCUCCAUCUCUGACAACGCCUAUCAGUUCAUGCUGACUGAUCGCGAGAACCAGUCGAUCCUGAUCACUGGAGAAUCCGGUGCAGGGAAGACUGUGAACACAAAGCGUGUCAUCCAGUACUUUGCAACAAUUGCAGCCAGUGGGGAUAAGAAGAAAGAGGAGCAGUCAGGCAAAAUGCAGGGAACACUUGAGGAUCAAAUCAUCAGUGCUAACCCACUGCUGGAGGCCUUUGGAAAUGCCAAGACCGUGAGAAAUGACAAUUCCUCACGCUUUGGCAAAUUCAUUCGAAUCCACUUUGGAGCCACAGGCAAACUGGCUUCUGCUGACAUUGAAACAUAUCUGCUGGAGAAGUCCAGAGUCACUUUCCAGCUGAAAGCAGAAAGAAGCUACCACAUAUUUUAUCAGAUCAUGUCCAACAAGAAGCCAGAGCUAAUUGACAUGCUCCUCGUUACCACCAACCCAUAUGACUACCAAUUUGUGAGUCAAGGUGAGAUCACUGUUGCCAGUAUCAAUGACCAGGAGGAGCUGAUGGCUACAGAUAGUGCCAUUGACAUCCUGGGUUUCACUGCUGAUGAAAAAACAGCCAUUUACAAGCUGACAGGGGCUGUCAUGCACUAUGGGAACUUGAAGUUCAAGCAGAAGCAGCGUGAGGAGCAGGCAGAGCCAGAUGGCACAGAAGUUGCUGAUAAGGCUGCCUAUCUGAUGGGUCUGAACUCAGCUGACCUGCUCAAGGCCCUCUGCUACCCCCGAGUCAAGGUUGGGAAUGAAUAUGUGACCAAGGGUCAAACUGUGCAGCAGGUGAACAAUUCAGUGGGUGCUCUGGCAAAAGCUGUCUAUGAGAAGAUGUUCCUGUGGAUGGUUGUUCGCAUCAACCAACAGCUGGAUACGAAGCAGCCCAGACAGUACUUCAUUGGUGUCCUGGACAUUGCUGGCUUUGAGAUCUUUGAUUUCAAUAGCCUGGAGCAACUGUGCAUCAACUUCACCAAUGAGAAACUGCAACAGUUCUUCAACCACCACAUGUUCGUGCUGGAGCAGGAGGAAUACAAGAAGGAAGGAAUUGAAUGGACAUUCAUUGACUUUGGGAUGGACCUGGCUGCCUGCAUUGAGCUCAUUGAAAAACCCAUGGGCAUCUUCUCCAUCCUGGAAGAGGAGUGCAUGUUCCCCAAGGCAACUGACACCUCUUUCAAGAACAAGCUCUACGACCAACAUUUGGGGAAGUCCAACAACUUCCAGAAACCCAAGCCUGGCAAAGGCAAGGCUGAGGCCCACUUCUCCCUAGUGCACUAUGCUGGCACAGUGGACUACAAUAUCUCUGGCUGGCUUGAAAAGAACAAGGACCCCCUAAAUGAAACUGUCAUUGGGCUGUAUCAGAAAUCAUCUGUGAAGACACUGGCUUUACUUUUUGCCUCUGCUGGUGGAGAGGCAGAGGCUAGUGGUGGUGGUGGUGGCAAGAAAGGUGGCAAGAAAAAGGGUUCUUCUUUCCAGACUGUCUCAGCUCUUUUCCGGGAGAACCUAAAUAAG
Molecule: messenger RNA, 1986 nt
Organism: Phaethon lepturus (White-tailed tropicbird)
Lineage: Eukaryota; Metazoa; Chordata; Aves; Phaethontiformes; Phaethontidae
Product: myosin heavy chain, skeletal muscle, adult-like
Exons: 16
Biological process (GO): vesicle transport along actin filament; actin filament organization
Cellular component (GO): actin cytoskeleton; myosin complex; vesicle
Molecular function (GO): actin filament binding; ATP binding; microfilament motor activity
Source: RefSeq, a predicted model, not a curated record